Molecule: messenger RNA, 1425 nt
Organism: Penicillium salamii
Lineage: Eukaryota; Fungi; Ascomycota; Eurotiomycetes; Eurotiales; Aspergillaceae
Source: the annotation of a GenBank genome assembly
AUGUCCAAGUCCAAGGAAUCCUCCGGUGGUUUCCACCAGGAGUACAUCGCGUCCCUGCGCUAUCGCAAUGACCUUCCCCCUCCUCACAUGCCCCCCAAGCUCCUUGACAUCCCCCACGAAGGUCUGAGCCGCUACCUUACUCCUGGAUUUGCCUCCAACCUGGCCCGUCGAGAGGAGCCCAACAUCGAUGUCGACGCCGAGGGUGGUUUGCCAAUUGACCUUGUUGGUCUUCCAGGAUUACAUUUGGGCGAUGAGAGUGCUAUCAUGGCCCCCGAAAACCCUCAACCCAUAGACCCCGCCGAUCUCCCACUUCUGAUGACCAUUGACCAACUACGAAACCCCGCCCCGAAGAAUGCCAACGUCAGUUUCUUACGGCGCACCCAGCACAUUGGUGUCGAUCGCACCGCUGGAAGUGAGGCCCAUUCCACUCCUUUCUUGAAACCAUCGCGCAGCACAAAGAAGAAGCCUGCCGUGGACGACCCCAACUAUGUCAAGAAGUUUGUCCAGAAGGGAUUCGACAUUGCUUACCCGGAGAGCAAGCACACUGGACCGGACACCGACAGUCAGGUCCGCGGACUGACCGCCACCAAGGCCGAGGCGGACGCCUGGGCCAAUCCUGUCAACCCAGAAAAAGCCAAGUUGAAGCCUGUUGGAUUCUUCCCGGUUUUGCCUGAUCUCGAGGGAUUCCCAGACCCCGGUGGUUACCUUCAAUUCAAAUUCGAUAAGGCGCCACUGGCAGCUGUGGGAGGCAAGCGCGACAAGCGCAUGGACGUCGGUGUUCUAUCACCCGUUGCCCCGGAGCAGCGCAUCUGCCAGGAGCACGAGUCGAAGAUGAAACUCCACUCACAAAAUCCCAACCUAUACCCACACCCCGGUCCAGUGCCUUACGACUACCAACUCUUCCUCCCCGAGAAGCCCCACUCCGCCCAAAAAGUGCAUUCGAGCAUGGAUCUGACAAAUGCUCAUCGCGACAGCGAAGAUCUCUACACCAACGAGAGCGCAGAAGGCAGUAAAUUCCACCGCUACGACCGUGUCCGCACAUACGCCACAAGUACCCAAGUCUUCAACACUGAACAGAAAGACCUCGCCUUGACCCUCUUCCAACCCAAGGACGGUGACACCAGACAGCUAGCCGCGUACUACUACACGAUCCUCGGCAAGACACGCCUCAAGCCCGAGCGAGCUCGAACCAUCGCUCAAGCCGGUCUGGCUCCCACCUCUACGCAGCAAGAAGAGCGCGAAGAGCAAGUGGACCAGAUGCAAGUCAUUGUGCGUGAUCCCAAUGAAGCAGAAGUAUACAAGCGUGCCUUGGCCCGUCUUCGUAUCGAUCCGAAGUUCGAGAGCAGUAUGCCCCCUGAACCGGUUCAGGAUGAGGUGGAAGAGGAGAGGCCUGAAGAGGAUACUCAUAUGAGUGAUGAUGAGUAG